AUGGCACAGGAGGUCAUGAGAGCUGUUCCGGGCGGAGUUCUCCAUGAUAUCAAAUACUCAAGUUCAGCCGAGUACAUGAGAACACCCAAAGAAGGAGCGCAAACCGGCCUCACAUAUCUCAAAGAACAUGCCAAAAAGUGCCCAAGGAUGGUUUUCGUCUUGAUGGGUUACUCCAAAGGGGCGAUGGUCGCGACUCAGAUUCUAGCCUCCAAGGACUUACCAGCCGGUAAAGUUGUGGCCGUAGUACUCUUUGGAAAUCCAUACUAUAAAGGCGGCCUCCCACAGAACAAGUGUAGCGCGAAAACUGGAAGAGGAAUUGCAACGCCCGUGAUGGUCACCGCACCACAAGCAUACGCCUCGAUCAUUUGGGAUUGCUGUAAUACCGGUGACAUGAUCUGUUAUGGGGGGGCCAAUAUGGGGCCCCAUUUGCAGUACGGAGGUAAAAAGGACGAAGCAAAAGCGUUUAUCAUCAGUAAGUUGAAAGCAGUGUCGGCAGGAGGCGGAUCCGGAGGACUUAAAGAUACCACGAAAGAGACCGAGAGCGAUACCGGGGCCGGGGAGUCAACCGGUGGCGGGUUAGGUGGUGGCGGGUUAGGCGGUGCCGGGUUAGGCGGUGCCGGGUUAGGCGGUGCCGGGUUAGGUGGUGGCGGGUUAGGUGGUGGCGGGAUUCUCUCCAUAUUUGGCGGCGGGUCGAGGUCCGGUGGGGGGAUGGGCGGCGGCGGGUCGAGACCCGGUGGGAAGGCACCGAAGUUCGGGGGGAUGGGAAAGCUCGGGUCGCCGGACUAA
Molecule: messenger RNA, 786 nt
Organism: Puccinia triticina
Lineage: Eukaryota; Fungi; Basidiomycota; Pucciniomycetes; Pucciniales; Pucciniaceae
Exons: 4
Coding region: 1-786 (261 amino acids)
Molecular function (GO): hydrolase activity
Source: RefSeq, a predicted model, not a curated record